AUGUGGCGGGUGUUGUGGACCCUAGUAGCUCGGGCCGCACGUGGGCCUCGCAGAUCGUGCACGCGCCAGGGCAGCGGCGCCCCGGCCCCCGGUUCCGGGGCCACUAUCUUCGCGCUGAGCUCCGGCCAAGGCCGCUGCGGCAUCGCGGUGAUCCGGACCAGCGGUCCUUCCAGCGGCCACGCCCUCCGGAGUCUCACGGCGCCCCGGGACUUGCCCCCGGCUCGCAGCGCCUGCCUGCGCCUGCUCACCCACCCCCAUUCCGGGGAGCCGUUGGACCACGCGCUGGUGCUCUGGUUCCCAGGUCCCCAAAGUUUCACAGGUGAGGACUGCGCGGAGUUCCACGUGCAUGGAGGCCCGGCGGUGGUGAGUGGCGUCCUGCAGGCCCUGGGCAGUGUGCCAGGGCUGCGGCCGGCCGAGGCUGGUGAGUUCACCAGGCGGGCAUUCGCUCACGGGAAGCUGAGCCUGACCGAGGUGGAGGGGCUAGCGGAUCUAAUUCAUGCAGAAACCGAGGCGCAGCGGCGGCAGGCGCUGAGGCAGCUGGACGGGGAACUGGGCCACCUCUGCCAUGGCUGGGCCAAGACUCUCACUAAGGCUCUGGCUCAUGUGGAGGCCUAUAUCGACUUUGGUGAGGAUGACAACCUGGAGGAGGGCGUCCUGGAGCAAGCUGACAGCCAAGUGCGGGAGCUGGAGCUGGCACUGAGCGCACAUCUUCGAGAUGCCAGGCGCGGGCAGAGGCUUCGCUCAGGAGCGCACGUAGUGGUCGCAGGACCCCCCAACGCUGGCAAGAGCAGCCUGGUGAACCUACUCAGCCGGAAGCCUGUGUCCAUAGUGUCCCCGGAGCCGGGGACCACCCGCGACGUGCUGGAGACCCCCGUGGACCUGGCGGGGUUCCCGGCGCUGCUGAGCGACACGGCGGGCUUGCGCGAGGGCGUGGGGCCGGUGGAGCAGGAGGGCGUGCGGCGCGCCCGCGAGAGGCUGGAGCAGGCUGACCUCAUUCUGGCAGUGCUGGAUGCUUCUGACCUGGCCUCUCCGUCCAGCUGCAACUUCCUGGAUACCGUUGUCAUCCCCCCAGGCGCUGGGAGCCCCAGUGAGAACAGCCGGCGCCUCCUGCUGGUGCUGAACAAAUCGGACUUGCUGCCUCGAGGGGGCCCAGACCCCAGGCCCGACCUGCCCCCGCACCUGCUGCUGUCCUGCUUGACUGGAGAGGGUUUGAAUGGCCUCCUGGAGGCGCUGAGGAAGGAGCUGGCUGAAGUGUGUGGGGACCCGUCCACAGGCCCACCACUUCUGACGCGUGCAAGACACCAGCAUCAUCUCCAGGGCUGCCUGGAUGCCCUCGGCCACUACAAGCAGACAAAAGACCUAGCCCUGGCUGCCGAGGCGCUGCGACUCGCCCGGGGCCACCUGGGCCGCAUCACCGGCGGAGGGGGCACUGAGGAGGUCUUGGACAUCAUCUUCCGGGACUUCUGCGUGGGCAAGUGAGGGGACCACUGAA
Odobenus rosmarus divergens (Pacific walrus) is the source of this 1492-nucleotide messenger RNA. It is a transcript of the gene GTPBP3, whose product is annotated as GTP binding protein 3 (mitochondrial). Bases 1 to 1479 code for a protein of 492 amino acids. Lineage: Eukaryota; Metazoa; Chordata; Mammalia; Carnivora; Odobenidae. Gene Ontology annotation, molecular function: protein binding; GTPase activity; GTP binding. Gene Ontology annotation, cellular component: mitochondrion; cytoplasm. Gene Ontology annotation, biological process: tRNA methylation; tRNA wobble uridine modification. The transcript has 9 exons. The record is from RefSeq and is a predicted model, not a curated record.